AUGUCCAUAAGGUCCUCCAUACGACAUAAGUCGUACUCGUCUACCCUCCACCUCCCCAAAACCCGGUUUGGGCCAAAAAUACCCGAUUCGGACAAUUUGAACCGGUUGAUAAAAUCAUCCAGUGACGAUGUAUAUCAGCAACAAGCCCAAUUGCUCGAUCGAAAAAAGUUUGUAUUGCACGACGGACCUCCCUACGCCAACGGGGACCUUCAUAUGGGCCAUGCGCUCAAUAAAAUUCUCAAAGAUAUCAUCAACAGAUUUGAGUUGAUUCGCAAUAACCGUCGAAUUAUUUAUCGGCCCGGCUGGGAUUGUCAUGGUCUUCCUAUCGAGCAGAAGGCACUUGCGGAAGCACGAAAAGAAGAUGAAACUAGAAACUUAUCAAGUACAGAAAUUCGUCAGCUUUGCAGAAAUCUCGCAGAGACAAUGAUCGACAGACAGAGACAACAAUUUCGUCAGUUUGCAAUCAUGACGGACUUUUCCGCUCCAUACAUAACGAUGCUGCGUGAGUACGAGGCCAGACAGCUCCAGGUGUUCCAAAAGUUGGUGAAAAAUAAGCUUUUGUCUCGUCAGCUGAAACCGGUGUGGUGGAGUUGCGAGUCCCAAACUGCGCUAGCCGAGGCGGAAUUGGAGUACCGAGACCACAGGUCGGUGGCUGUGUAUGUCAAGUUUCCUGUCAAGAAUGCUGAAUAUCUAAAAGACAAAAUUAAAAUUGGGGAUGAUCUCAAGCUCUUGAUAUGGACAUCCACGCCGUGGACAAUUCCUGGAAACAAGGCUAUUUGUGUGCAUGAGGGUUUGCUCUACACUAUUUUACAGGGCAUGGGCGAGAGAUUGAUAGUUGCAAAGGAUAGAGCCGAAGAGUUGCUCAAAUUAAAUUCUGACUAUGAAGAAACUGACAUCCUAAUUUCUGGAAAAGAUUUGAUAGGAAUGUCCUAUUUUGUUCCAGGAUCCCAAGACCUGUUUCCGGUGCUACAUGGAUCUCAUGUAACUGCCACGGCGGGCUCGGGUCUCGUACACACUGCUCCAGCUCAUGGUAUGGAAGACUACUUGAUUGGUCGAUCCAACAAUUUGAAAAUUGCAUCUGUUGUCGACGGAAGAGGCCAGUUUAUCACAGAAAAUUGCCCAGAACAGUACGCCAGUGUGCGUGGGCUUGCCGCUAACAAGCCAGAAGGAAUAUGGAAAGUUAUCGGACUUCUUGAGCAAUGGGGAAUGAUUUUCCACAUUGACAAAAAAUACCAGCACUCGUACCCCUACGACUGGCGGUCCAAAGCUCCGGUUAUUCAACGUGCCACUCCACAGUGGUUUGUGAAUGUGGAAAAGGUCAAGCAGGCAGCAGAAGAUAGCUUGAAAAACGUGACUUUUGUGCCAGAAAAUGGUAUCAAUCGUCUUUCACUGUUCAUUCGCAACCGGAACGAAUGGUGCAUUUCUCGCCAACGAGCAUGGGGAGUUCCGCUUCCGAUUGUAUAUAGCCAGAAUGGCGAAGCAUUGGACAACCCUGAAGUGGUGGAAUACAUUGUUAAGCGCAUAGAAGAGUUUGGCACCGAUGAGUGGUUUGCGGAAGAGUCAAAUAUCCAAAGAUGGAUUCCGGAAAAAUACGAUGGUAAUUUGUACAAGAAAGGAACCGACACUAUGGAUGUUUGGUUUGAUUCUGGGACGUCGUGGACAGAUCUUGGCAACGAAAUCGCCGAUGUGUAUCUCGAGGGAAGCGACCAACAUCGCGGAUGGUUUCAGUCGUCUUUACUCAACAAGGUGAUUGCUUCUGGAAAAGAUGAAAUUUUUGAACCUCAAGCUCCUUUCAGAAAGGUGAUUACCCACGGGUUCACUCUUGACGGAAAGAACGAUAAAAUGUCCAAAUCAAAGGGUAAUGUCAUUGUGCCCAGUCAUGUGAUGAAUGGAGGUGGAAAACCCAUGCUUUCCCAAAAUUGGUGUUGA
Messenger RNA from Meyerozyma guilliermondii ATCC 6260, 1929 nucleotides. RefSeq lists its product as uncharacterized. Gene Ontology annotation, biological process: isoleucyl-tRNA aminoacylation. The transcript has a single exon. Gene Ontology annotation, cellular component: cytosol. Gene Ontology annotation, molecular function: isoleucine-tRNA ligase activity; ATP binding; aminoacyl-tRNA deacylase activity. The coding region runs from base 1 to 1929 and encodes 642 amino acids. NCBI's taxonomy places the organism in Eukaryota, Fungi, Ascomycota, Pichiomycetes, Serinales, Debaryomycetaceae. The record is from RefSeq and is a predicted model, not a curated record.